CCCCCCCACACACUAAAUGUAACGUUUAUCUACAUUAAUGUGAUUUGAAGUGGGAAUUUUCUGGCAAUUAAACAUUUGGAACCUGUCAAGUGCCUGUGCCGCUUAAUUAUUAUCCAUUUUAUGUUCUUCUCAAAUUAUUACACAUUUAUUUCCCAACCAAAUCUUUGGUUAUAAAUACCAACAUUAUUAUUAUUAUACAAUAAAAGGUAAAUCAAGAACAGAAAAACUGGUGAAGUAUCUGCUAUAUCAUUUGCUCUGUUUUCCAACCAUCAAUGGCGGCUCGCAGAAUCUCAUCUCUUCUCUCUGCCUCCCUUCCCUUCCUUUCUCACCGAGGAAAACAAUCUUAUCUGAGCAGAGGAAUAUACCACUACAGCAAAUCGGCAUCUCUAGAUAAUCCGAUAAAGCCACCUGUCACUGUGCAGUACGAUAAACUUCUAAUCAACGGGCAAUUUGUCGAAGCUGCAUCGGGUAAAACUUUCCCAACAUUGGAUCCAAGAAGUGGGGAAGUGAUCGCUCAUGUUUCCGAAGGCGAUUUAGAAGAUGUUAAUCGAGCAGUAGCUUCCGCACGCAAGGCAUUCGAUGAAGGGCCGUGGCCUAAAAUGACUGCUUACGAGAGAUCAAAGAUUAUGUUUCGGUUUGCUGAUUUGAUCGAAAAACACAACGACGAAAUUGCUGCACUCGAGACUUGGGAUAAUGGGAAGCCGUUUGAACAGUCUGCAAAAAUCGAAGUGCCUAUGUUAGCUCGAUUAUUUCGUUACUACGGUGGUUGGGCAGAUAAGAUUCACGGCCUAACUAUACGAGGGGAUGGCCCACAUCACGUUCAAACUUUGCACGAGCCAAUCGGAGUGGCCGGACAAAUUAUACCAUGGAAUUUUCCUCUCUUGAUGUUUGCUUGGAAAGUGGGGCCCGCUUUGGCGUGUGGCAACACCGUUGUUCUUAAAACUGCAGAGCAGACGCCUUUGUCUGCACUCUUUGUAUCGAAGCUAUUGCACGAGGCUGGACUACCUGAUGGUGUUCUGAAUGUUGUUUCUGGAUUCGGGCCGACAGCUGGCGCUGCUCUUUGCAGCCAUAUGGAUGUGGACAAGCUUGCUUUCACUGGUUCGACGGAAACUGGUAAACUAGUUCUUGAGUUGGCUGCGAAAAGCAAUCUAAAGACAGUUACUCUAGAACUCGGUGGAAAAUCGCCUUUUAUUGUUUGCGAGGAUGCUGACGUGGACAAAGCUGUUGAGCUGGCACACUUUGCUCUAUUCUUCAACCAGGGGCAAUGCUGCUGUGCUGGCUCAAGAACAUUUGUGCACGAGAAAGUCUACGAUGAGUUCGUUGAGAAAGCUAAGGAACGGGCCUUGAAACGGGCCGUGGGCGACCCGUUUAAGGCGGGCAUGGAACAAGGCCCUCAGAUCGAUGGAGAGCAAUUCAAGAAGAUCUUAAAGUACAUUAAAUCCGGUGUGGAAUCGGGAGCUACCCUUGAAGCUGGUGGUGAUCGAUUUGGGACGAAGGGUUAUUAUAUUCAGCCCACUGUUUUCUCUAAUGUCAAGGAUGAUAUGCUGAUUGCAAAGGAUGAAAUCUUCGGCCCAGUUCAAACCGUUUUGAAGUUUAAGGAACUCGGUGAAGUGAUUCGAAGAGCAAACAAUAGCCCGUUUGGACUAGCAGCGGGAGUAUUCACUCAGAAUCUCGACACCGCAAAUACAUUGACACGGGCUUUGAGGGCCGGGACUGUGUGGAUUAACUGCUUCGAUACUUUCGAUGCUGCGAUUCCUUUCGGUGGAUAUAAAAUGAGCGGAAUCGGAAGAGAAAAGGGUGAAUACAGUUUGAAGAAUUACUUGCAAGUCAAGGCUGUAGUUACUGCUCUCAAAGAUCCCGCAUGGCUGUGAAAUCUCGAAAUACUUUUCGAUUAAUAAAUUCUGCUGAAAUAGCAAAGAAUCGGAUGACGACGAAGACAAAAAAAAAGGAUCCUUACCUUGUUUCAUUAGCAGUGUAAUUUUUUCGUCCUUCUGAAUAAUUAUCGAUGCUAGAGUUUAUAAUCCUCUGUUUAUUUAGUCGAAAUCUUUUUCAGAGACUAUCGAAAUAAAAGACUUUCUUGACUUGA
This is a messenger RNA of Erythranthe guttata (spotted monkey flower), 2086 nucleotides long. RefSeq names its product benzaldehyde dehydrogenase, mitochondrial. Lineage: Eukaryota; Viridiplantae; Streptophyta; Magnoliopsida; Lamiales; Phrymaceae. The record is from RefSeq and is a predicted model, not a curated record. Gene Ontology annotation, molecular function: oxidoreductase activity, acting on the aldehyde or oxo group of donors, NAD or NADP as acceptor.